Molecule: messenger RNA, 1542 nt
Organism: Lethenteron reissneri (Far Eastern brook lamprey)
Lineage: Eukaryota; Metazoa; Chordata; Hyperoartia; Petromyzontiformes; Petromyzontidae
Product: mitochondria-eating protein-like
Biological process (GO): mitochondrial protein catabolic process; mitophagy by internal vacuole formation
Cellular component (GO): mitochondrial outer membrane
Source: RefSeq, a predicted model, not a curated record
GAGGCGUCACCGAGAGCCGUCGGUUAGAGACGGCCACACAGACGCCGUCACACGCUCGUACUCACAGCACUCCCCGCACAAAGAUCUUCCGUAUCGCCUCUUAACAGACUGCUGGGGAUGGGUGGCCAACACCACGCCCGGCCGCCUUUGUCUCCCCAGCGCUGAUGCUGUGCACAUCGCACCAGCCAGACCGAGACCAACACCCCCCUUGGCCACCUCCAAGGGCGCCCAAACGCGCGCGUCCCACCGCCCAGCGCUGCAUGGCGGGACGACUCAGGCGGCAGAUGCCCGAAGGCGACUUUCGCCGUAGGCGGCGGGGGUCCAACCCGGGCUGGAGGGCACAGGAGGAGGAGGAUGACGGCGGCGGGCAGCCCACGAGCACGCGAGCCAUGGCAGAGUCACUGCGACGUCUCGCCAACAGCGGCGCGUACGGAGCCCUGCAGGAGAGGUUGGACUCCUGGCAAGGCGACUUCCACGCCAACAGCAGCAAUGAAAACUUGAGCCACUGCUGUGAGCUCAUUGAGAGGACCUCAAAGGUGCAGAAUCAGCUUUUGAACAUGAUGAGCAAUAAGACCAACCAAGGUGGGCCCACCGCCAGCGCCAAGUCACGUCUCCUGCCCUUUCAGAGCAACGUCGCCGUCUCCCCGGGCGUAUCGCCCAACACCAGCCUCACCCUCAUCAGGGAGACGGCGCAGAAGGAGCGGCAGCUGCAAGACCUGUGUGCGCGCCACAUGCGGGAGGUGGGGUCGCUCGAGUCGGAGCUGCGAUCCACGCGCCAGUCGCUGAGCAAUGCCAAGCAGCGCCUGAAAAACAUGGCCGACGAGCUUGAAGCCUCAAAGACCAAUUCAGCCUCCACCUACCUGGCGUCUGAGGAGGAGAUCCUUCAGCUGAGGGCGGACCUGCAAGCGGCGUGCGAGGAGGCCGAGGUGAACCGGCGCGAGCGCGAGGAUAGCGAGAGGCAGGCGCGGCACCUGCAGGCCGAGAUGGCGACGCUGCAGCAGGAGAAGGCGCGCCUGCUGGAGCGCAUGUCGGGAUGGCUCUCGAUGCCUUGCCACGAGCGCAGCGCUCCGCCUCGCCGCAGGGCGUCUCCGACUCCCAGCUCCUCUCCACCUCGCUGGGCUUCUCCGGUCCGCAGCUCCUCCGCGCUUCGCCACCACAUGGCCACGUGCCCGCGCCACUCCACAGCGUCGUGCCAUGCCCGCCUGCCGGAGCGUUUCAAGUCCGCCUCGAGAGGCGGCCGUCUCGACGCGCAGAGCCGUCCAACGCCGCUGCUGCUGCGACACCGCAGCGACGCGUAGACCCAGCAGCGUGUCGCGUCCGUGGCCGCCGUUGUGCGUGCGCUGUUCUCCUCCCCCCUUGUGUGACGGCGGAGCUCCGGGCGACGCGUCGCAUUCGUCGCACUUUGCUGCCGCACGCUCGUCCGCCGCGAGCAUUUCACAGAACUGUACCCGGAGAACAGUGAAAUGUGUCGAAGGCAAUUGUGGCGUACGCAACGAUUCUAUGACGCGAGGUUAUUACGUGAAAUAAACUCAACUAACCCAC